AUGGCUCAAAAUGAGACGUUUAACAACACUAAUCAUGUAUCUUCGAAAGUUAUCGUGGGGUAUAUAGGAUCCUGGAACCAAUAUAUAUUAGAUAUAUCAGAUGUGAAUGGUAACCUGUAUACUCAUUUAGUUUAUAACCAUGUUGGAAUAUAUAGGGACGGAACAAUUAGAUUCUUUUAUGGGGAUGAUUUCCCAAAAUUGGAGAAGUUAACAACCAAGUAUCCUCAUUUAAAAAUUUUAAUUAGUGUAGGAGGUAAAUAUAAUGGAUUUAUGUUCAGUCAACUAACAACAGAUGCUUUGCAAACAUUUGCGUCAAACUGCAAAACUCUAAUACAGCAAUACGGAUUACAUGGGAUUGAUAUUGCUUGGGAAAAUCCAAUUGAGAGCGAAAAAGCUAGAUAUGAAAAUGUAUUAAAGAUUUUGCGACAAACACUAGGACCAAAUGCAGUAAUCACGGCAAAGGCUCCUACUAGUGUUAAAGAUUUUGAUGGAUUCGAUGAAGUAGCGAUGAAUAAAAUUAUAACUAAUGUCGUCACACCCGAAAAUAAAACUUUGAAAAUAUGUAAUAUGAAUAUUUCAGAAAGGAUGCGCUGA
Molecule: messenger RNA, 594 nt
Organism: Gordionus sp. m RMFG-2023
Lineage: Eukaryota; Metazoa; Nematomorpha; Gordioida; Chordodea; Parachordodidae
Product: acidic mammalian chitinase-like
Exons: 6
Coding region: 1-594 (197 amino acids)
Biological process (GO): carbohydrate metabolic process
Source: RefSeq, a predicted model, not a curated record